UAACGCCACGCUCUGUCUCCGUACUGCCAGCUACUAGCGGUCCCUACUUGGAGGAUCCCGCCGCCAACUGGAGAAACCACCACUACCGCCUGCCCAUGGCCGAGGAACUGGUCCUGGAGCGAUGUGAACUGGAGCUGGAGGUCAAUGGCCGAGACCACCACACAGCCGACCUGUGCCAGGAGAGGCUGGUGGUGCGGCGGGGCCAGCCCUUCUGGCUGACGCUGCACUUCGAGGGCCGUGGCUACGAGGCCAGUGUGGACCGCCUCACCUUCAACGCAGUGACUGGCCCAGCCUCCAGCGAGGAGUGUGGGACCAAGGCCCGCUUCUCACUGUCGGAUACUGUGGAGGAAGGCACCUGGGCAGCUUCUGUGGUAGACCAGCAGGACAGUGUCCUCUCGCUGCAGCUCAGCACCCCUGCCCAUGCCCCUGUUGGUCUGUACCGUCUCAGCCUGGAGACCUCCACUGGCUACCAGGGUUCCAGCUUCAUACUGGGCCACUUCGUCCUGCUCUUCAAUGCAUGGUGUCCAGCGGAUGAUGUGUACUUGGACUCAGACGAGGAACGACGGGAGUAUGUGCUUACCCAGCAGGGCUUCAUCUACCAGGGCUCGGCCAAGUUCAUCAAGAGCACACCCUGGAACUUUGGGCAGUUUGAAGAUGGGAUCCUGGACACCUGCCUGAUGCUCCUCGAUGUCAACCCCAAGUUCCUGAAGGAUGCCAACCGUGACUGCUCCCGCCGCAGCAGCCCGGUCUACGUGGGUCGAGUAGUGAGUGGCAUGGUUAACUGCAAUGAUGACCAAGGCGUGCUGCUGGGACGCUGGGACAACAACUACGGGGACGGCAUCAGCCCCAUGUCCUGGAUCGGCAGCGUGGACAUCCUGAGGCGCUGGAAGAGUGAAGGCUGCCAGCGAGUCAAGUAUGGUCAGUGCUGGGUCUUCGCUGCCGUGGCCUGCACAGUGCUUCGGUGUCUUGGUAUUCCCACCCGUGUUGUGACCAACUAUAACUCAGCCCACGACCAGAAUAGCAACCUGCUCAUCGAGUACUUCCGCAAUGAGUUUGGCGAGGUCCAGGGUGACAAGAGCGAAAUGAUAUGGAAUUUCCACUGCUGGGUGGAGUCAUGGAUGACUAGGCCUGAUCUUCAACCUGGAUAUGAAGGGUGGCAGGCCCUUGACCCCACUCCCCAGGAGAAGAGUGAAGGGACAUACUGCUGUGGCCCAGUUCCUGUUCGUGCCAUCAAGGAAGGUGACCUGAGUACCAAAUACGAUGCGCCGUUCGUUUUUGCCGAGGUCAAUGCUGAUGUGGUAGAUUGGAUCCAACAGGACGAUGGGUCUAUGCACAAAUCAGUCAACCACUCCCUGGUCGUGGGGCUGAAGAUCAGCACGAAGACCGUUGGCCGGGACGAGCGGGAGGACAUCACUCAUACCUACAAGUACCCAGAGGGGUCCCCGGAGGAGAGGGAAACCUUCACAAAAGCCAACCAUAUGAACAAGCUGACAGAAGUGAAGAAACCAGAGACAGAGAUGGCCAUGCGGAUCCGCGCGGGCCAGGGCAUGAACAUGGGCAGCGACUUUGACGUCUUUGCUCACAUCUCUAACAACACCUCCGAGGACCACGCCUGCCGCCUCCUGCUCUGUGCUCGCACUGUCAGCUACAACGGAAUUCUGGGUCCUGAGUGCGGCACCAUGGUCCUCGAUGUUGACCUGGAGCCCUUCUCCGAGAAGAGCAUCCCUCUCCGUAUCCUCUAUGAGAAGUACUGCGACUGCCUGACCGAGUCCAACCUCAUCAAGGUGCGAGGCCUCCUGGUCGAGCCAGCCUCCAACAGCUACCUGCUGGCCGAGAGGGACAUCUACUUGGAGAAUCCAGAAAUCAAGAUCCGGAUCCUGGGAGAGCCCAAGCAGAACCGCAAGCUGGUGGCCGAGGUGUCCCUGCGGAACCCACUCACUGUGCCCCUGUCCAGCUGUGUCUUCACUGUGGAGGGGGCCGGCCUGACCCAGGAGCAGAAGAUUGUGGAGAUCCCAGAGCCUGUGGAGGCCGGGGAGGAAAUCAAGGCAAGGGUAAACCUGCUGCCCCUCUAUGUGGGCCGUCACAAACUGGUAGUGGACUUUGAGAGUGACAAGCUCAAGGCGGUGAAGGGCUACCGGAACGUCAUCAUCGGCCCCUCCUAA
Molecule: messenger RNA, 2162 nt
Organism: Chrysochloris asiatica (Cape golden mole)
Lineage: Eukaryota; Metazoa; Chordata; Mammalia; Afrosoricida; Chrysochloridae
Gene: TGM2
Product: transglutaminase 2
Exons: 13
Coding region: 96-2162 (688 amino acids)
Biological process (GO): peptide cross-linking
Molecular function (GO): protein-glutamine gamma-glutamyltransferase activity
Source: RefSeq, a predicted model, not a curated record